Messenger RNA from Acanthisitta chloris (rifleman), 669 nucleotides. RefSeq names its product fibroblast growth factor receptor substrate 3 (gene FRS3). Gene Ontology annotation, biological process: cell surface receptor protein tyrosine kinase signaling pathway. The record is from RefSeq and is a predicted model, not a curated record. The annotation marks the transcript as partial. The transcript is spliced from 5 exons. Gene Ontology annotation, cellular component: cytoplasm. Lineage: Eukaryota; Metazoa; Chordata; Aves; Passeriformes; Acanthisittidae.
AUGGGGAGCUGCUGCAGUUGUCUGUGCUCAGACAGCAUCCCAGACAACCAUCCCACCAAAUUUAAGGUGACGAACGUGGACGACGAGGGCACGGAGCUGGGCUCUGGGGUGAUGGAGCUGACACAGACAGAGCUGAUCCUGCACACACACAAGAGAGAUGCUGUCCGGUGGCCCUACCUGAGCCUGCGCCGCUACGGCUACGACUCCAACCUCUUCUCCUUCGAGAGCGGCCGGCGCUGCCACACGGGGCAGGGGAUUUUUGCCUUCAAGUGUUCCCGAGCUGAGGAGAUCUUCAACCUGCUCCAGGACCUGAUGCAGUGUAACAGCAUCAACGUGGUGGAGGAGCCUGUGGUGAUCACCAGGAACAGUCACCCCUCGGAGAGGGAGCUGGCCAGGACCCCCCAGGCACCCAACAGUCUGGGGUACACUGUCCCAGGAUUUCCCAAUGGAUUUCCCAGCUUCCCUGGAGAGUCCCUGUCCUACUCCUCAGCUCGUCACCCCUCCGUGGGCAGCCUGAGGCACUCGUCCGUGGGGGAAGAGUCCACUCAUCCCCUCCUUGGGCCUGAGGAGCAGUCCCACACCUACGUCAACACGGCGAGUGGGGAGCAGGAGCCGAGGGGGCGGCACUGCAUGCACUCCCUGCCUGAAGCCCACCCUCCUUUCCCCCCU